This is a messenger RNA of Triticum turgidum subsp. durum (durum wheat), 699 nucleotides long. The record is from the annotation of a GenBank genome assembly. NCBI's taxonomy places the organism in Eukaryota, Viridiplantae, Streptophyta, Magnoliopsida, Poales, Poaceae.
AUGUUAGUCGAUGAAACAACGGAGCCCAUGGCCCUACCAUUAUCACUUUUGGAAUACAUCACAAACGAUUUCUCUGGUGAUCGGGAGAUUGGAAGAGGUGGGUUUGCUGUGGUUUACAAGGGAACCAUUGGUGAUUGGGCGGUAGCCGUGAAGAGGCUGUCCAAUGCUUUUAUGGAUGAUAAAGAAUUUCACCGAGAGGUUCAAUGCCUGAUGCGGGUAAAGCACAAAAAUGUAGUUAGAUUUCUGGGAUAUUGUGCCGACAGACAAGGAAGUAUGGAAGCAUACAAUGGUAAACUUGUUAUGGCAGAUGUCCACCAACGAUUGCUUUGCUUUGAGUAUAUACCUAAAGGGAGUCUUGAUAAGUAUAUCACCGAUGCAUAUCGUGGGUGGAGAACAUGCUAUAAAAUAAUUAAAGGCAUAUGUGAGGGGCUGCAGUUCCUUCAUGAGAAUCAUAUCAUUCACUUGGAUCUGAAACCUGCCAAUAUACUGCUCGACGAUAGCAUGGCACCAAAAAUUACUGAUUUUGGACUCUCCAGAUGCUUUGAUGAAAAUCAGAGCCGGGAUAUUACCAAAACUAUAUUAGGAACAAUGGGGUAUUUGGCACCAGAAUUUCGCGAAGGGGGUGUAAUCACACCCAGCGCUGACUUGUAUAGUCUUGGUGUUAUUAUCAUAGAAAUACUGACCAGGCAGAAGGGUUGA